AUGUCUUCCGUCGCAGAUCUCGUCCAGCAGCUCGCCGAUAUGAAAUUGAAGAUGGCCGCCAAAGAUCUGGCAAUCGCGCAUUACCACAAGAAGUCCAAGUCCCGCAAGUUUCGGAUCGAAGAGUUGGAGGCAGAUCUUGAGGAAGCGAAAGAGAAAAUCGCAGAGAUCGACCCCGGCGACUCGGACGCCACAAACGUCCAAUAUAUCGAAGACAAGCCGAAAGAGGCCCCUGAGUACUACGACGACUAUUACGGCCCCUGUAUCGAAGCUCAGGCGCAGGUCCAGGUUCUCAAAGCAGAGAUUGCCAACCUCAAGUACCAGUAUUUCGUUUCCGGGCUUACCGUCCCGCAAUGGAGCGGAGCCGUUGUUGCGCCUGCAGUCGAGACUACUUUCCCCAACGACGAGCCCUUGGAUGGAACCACUGUUACGUCUGAAGCUGAUAUCGCUGUCCCCACUGACGAGCCAUCGGAUGAGACCAUCGUUCCGCCUGCAGCUAAUCCUACUCCCACCGACGACGAGCCGAGAGGCCACAAGCGUAGUCUCUCGCAGUCCGAGGUCGCAUCAACUGAGAAUGUCGAGAGCAAGAAGGCCCGCCCUGCAUUCUGGAGUGGAGACCUGACGAGGCGACCUAAGAAAAACCCAAAGAGACGUCAAGCGCGGACACAGGUUUGA
Molecule: messenger RNA, 672 nt
Organism: Alternaria incomplexa
Lineage: Eukaryota; Fungi; Ascomycota; Dothideomycetes; Pleosporales; Pleosporaceae
Exons: 1
Coding region: 1-672 (223 amino acids)
Source: RefSeq, a predicted model, not a curated record